Manduca sexta (tobacco hornworm) is the source of this 4081-nucleotide messenger RNA. RefSeq lists its product as uncharacterized. NCBI's taxonomy places the organism in Eukaryota, Metazoa, Arthropoda, Insecta, Lepidoptera, Sphingidae. The transcript has 12 exons. The record is from RefSeq and is a predicted model, not a curated record. Bases 500 to 3229 code for a protein of 909 amino acids.
CUCAUGAACACAAGUGGCGUUGAAGUGGCGCGCGAACCCGAAAAUCCCAGUAUUGAUUUGUUUACAAGAAGUACUGAUACGGGAUUUGGUUCAAGUAUUCCUGUGUUAUAGGUAUAUCCAGCAACCUUGUCAAAUGAUUGAGAGAUAAUACAGCGAGCUAAUUGCCGUUUUUCGUGCUCGGUGUUAUCAGCGAUUGGUACCAGGGGCGCGGGGCUCCGCGAUACUUUCGAGGGUUCUAAAGCCUUAAAAGCUUAAUUGGCAUAGUUUAAGGCGAGUUGUAUUAUUGAUUGUACGCCCUUCGUGUCCCGGUACGUUUUCAGCUGUACUACUGAAACUCGAUAAGAUCUUAGCAUGAGCUCUGAGAAUAUGUGUGUCAUUGGAAAUGAGGAACUGGGUCAGCGGACCCACUCACCAUGGAUGAUGCAGUGAUUGCGUGCUAAGUGGAACCGUAAAGAGCAACCAUGUAUGGGAUCUGUGUUGGAAAAGGCAACAAGCUGGAAUGGAUAGUGGCCGACUGGAUAUGGUCCCCACUGGGACUGUUAACUUGGACACAGUGAGAGCACUGCAUCAGACAGUUGUCUCACUGAGGACUGCAUUGGAAGUGUCUAAGAAUGAACUGAAGGCGUUAAAAGAGAAAUACAAAGAGCACUCUUGUGUAGAGUAUGAAGAUGUUAUAGAAAAGUUGACACUAGAGAAUCAUAUUCUGAGAAGGAAAAUAAUUGAUUCGGGAGGCGAAAAGGAUUUGAACCAACAAAAUAUUCAAUUGGAAGUCACUUAUAGUCCUAAAACUGAUGUUGAAGGUAGUGACAUAAUAAUAAAAACUGCUACUGAAAAUAUUGAGUCAGAAAGGGAAGUCCCUGAGCAGAGUCACUUGGUACAAGAAUUUGAUUCAACAUCAGAAGAAGGCAACAAUUAUAGUUCUGCAGUAAACAACGCACAAGCAUCAGAAUCACAAACAGUUACUCCGGAUAUCACUCCGCGAGACGAAGCGCACAAUACUGAGCAAGAUUACAGUCAAAUAACAAGUCUUCCACAGCAGGAAGAAGAGAAACAGCCAAGUUUUAAAACUAAACUAGAAUUGCUGUCAAAGUUUGAUGUACGAAUCAAAGUAAGAACCUUGACUGACGGUGGUGCUCCCAGCACGUCAGACAGUGAUUCUACAGAAGAAAAAAAGGAUACUGAAUUAGAUUUUAAGCCUAAUCUUCAUUUCAAAGAAAAGAGAAAGCAUUUUGAAGAUUUUGAAGACCCCAAAGGGAAUAAGAUACAUUUUCAAACAGUUUCAUCUGAGAAUAUUAAAAUGGCCGUGCCAAAUGAAGGUGAUGUCAAGUCGAAAACUGAUAAGUUUGACGUGCAAGUACGUAUAACGUCUGAGGAGAAUCUUGUUGUAAAGGACAAUGUUGAGAGAAACCGAAGGAAAGACACGCUCAAUUUGGAUGUUGAUGAUUUGAGCCUGCGAUCUUUGUCAGAAGGCGAUAACUCAGUAUUCUCUGAGGGUGGUACAACUCCAGCAGAUGCUAGGACAGGCGCUGGGGAGGAUAAAAUGGAGCAGGAGGCGAGUGGGAAUGAGUCAGAGGAGGUGGACGAUAUAGAACUCAUAUUUACCACUGAUGAGUCAAAGGAUAUGAGCAAUUUGCAGGAGGAUCUCGUCUCAAUACGAGAGACGGACCAAUGGGCGCCAAAUUCCGCGUCCACCACAAACUCAACGCCGGUCCUCAUAAAGUUCCACACUCUAGACCCCGACUUCCAACCAGGCCACGAAACGGACAACGCGGAAAAUGAAAAUCAAGAAAAUAGCAGUUUGCAGAACGUCAUAUCUGACUCCUCGUUGAAGAUCAAACGGGUGUCUUUACCCAACGAUAAAGAGAUCAGACAUGUCGCGUUCAACAGCAAGGGGAGCUUGGACCUACCCGGCCGGGGUAUCUUGAAGAGUUUCGACAACAAAUCAGAUAAUAUGUUGUACAGGAAAAGUCCUAACGCCAGUACUAGAAGGUUGGAUAGUGUGGACAGCCUAACCUGCGAGUAUAAUAGAGGCUUGAGUUUCGACAAUACCAAGUCUUCGAGUUUCGAACUUGGGUCUAGCAUGGACAUCCUACACAGGGAUGAGAGUGUGGAUUGUUUCCAAAGGACAGGACGGUUGGGGCAUCGGUUUUCCGUUUUCGCUGAGAGGGAUAUAUCCAAGUGCGGUACUUCGGAGGAUGAUUUGACUGUGAAUUUGAAUGCCAGGAGGAAUACGUGCCCAAAUCCUUUUCAGUAUAGUGUGUACGGUAGGCCAGCGAGUCGCUGGGGCGGCGGGCCUGGCGCUGCUGGCGGGGGGCUGGGGACCCGCCCCACCACGGGCAGGUGGCGCGCAGUAACUAGGGAGAGUGGCGCGCCCAGGCGGGACAACGGCGCUCAGACUGAACUAUCAGCACUGCCACCAAGAUGGACGUCUGAGGGAUAUUUGGCGCAUAAGAUGGGCGUGUAUGUCGCGGCGCCGACGCUGCCGCAGCGCGCGGGCGGUGCGGGCGGCGCGGGGCGCGCGGGCGGCGCACACGUGGCCCGCGCCGCGCGCACCGACGAGGCGCGGCGCGUGCUGCUCAGCGACAUCGGGUUUACUUCAAUGGUGCCGGAGUUGUCCCGCUCAGCGGACCCCGUGUGGGCGUUGUCCAAACGGCUGCCCAAUGUGGACGAGUCGACCACUAACUCCACAGCCAAGUUCUUAUCUCGCGGCUCAUUCCGGUCUCCAUGCCUCAGUAUUGACAGGAGCGGGGACUCGACACCAUACCCAAACUACGCGUCUUCGUCUAAAGAGCCGCGCGCGUGGCGCAGCUCGCUGCCCGACGUGCGGCGCGACGACACGGACGAGCUGCUGCACGAGGCCGAGCUCUACCUGCGCAGCUCCAUCGACAACCUGCGCUCCACGGCGCUCGAUGUGGACAAACCCGGCGAUCAGUCCUCGGUGACCGGCCAGCCUUACAUUCCCGCAGAGCCGCGUCACCUGCGGCUCGGACACACCGUCAAAGUGAUCACACCUUACGGACGCAUAGCCGUCGGACGUGUCAGAUACGUGGGCAUAGCGGGUGGCAGUGCAGCGAGCAGCAGUGUAGUGGUGGGGACGGAGCUCCCCGCCUCCCACGCGGCCAUCCGCAACGACGGGACCCACUGCGGCCGCCGGUACUUCCUGGCCGCGCCGGGCUGUACAGCACUCUUUGUCCCAUUCAACAAAGUCGUCAUGGCCUGGGCUAACUAAAUCACGGUCUGGCCUCAAGCCGACAUGGCCUGGGCUCAAGCCGACAUGGCCUGGCCUGAAUAAAGCACCAUGGCAUGGACUAACUAAAUCACCAUGGCCGGCUGACUAAAGCAGCUAUUGAAAUGGAAAGCCGGCGUAGACUGGGCUGAAUAAAGAAGCCCCGUAAAUGUAUAUUUGUAUAGCGUAUAUGCUGGAAAAUAAUCUAAUCAAAAGCUUAGUUCAAGACGAUAAACGUAAUGUUUCUAAAUAUAAAAUGGCCGAUAUCAUGGUGAAAACGUAUGGCUACGGAAGCUACAUAAAAUUGCAAUGGCGAAAGCUCUCUAACCGAAAAUAAAUUAACCGAUGUCAUGGAGUGUUUGAAACAAAAUCAUGUGUUAUCCAAUAUGUAUUUGAAGUGUCUACUAGUGUGAAAAAUUGUAUAUGUUACUUUGUAGGGUUUCAAUCAAUGUGGAACGAAAUGUAUAUAGCAUGGAACAAGUGUUACAGUGCAAUGAUGUGGUUGCAUCGUAAAAACAAAAAGGCAAAAAGAAACCGUGAAAUUAUGUGAAGAAUGGCGCGAAACAUACGUAAUUGAACUUUAUAAUCAUGUACAUAAAGUUCACGUGUCAUUAUUGAUCUAAAAACAUUGUUCAGUCAAUAUUUUUGAUAUAUAACCUUCAAUUACCUAGGUAGACGGGUUAUAAUCGCAUUUGAUCCGGCCCGAUGGACCAUAAUCGAUUUGACGGUAUUUCACAAAACAAAUCUCAAAAAUCUGCAAAUCAACUGUGAAAUAGUGUUUUUUGUGAAUAUUUUAACGCGAAAAUUAAACGCUUGUUUCAAAAGGAAUUGACGUAAGUGUGAGCUUCUAUUACA